AUGUUGAGAACAUUUGCGAGAAAAGCAGCUUCUUCUUCUUCCUUUCUUUCCUCAAAUCCAUGUUUAUCAAUAUCCCCCCAGAUUCUUCUCCCUCGGAAGAGGGAAUUCUGCUUGGGCGUCCUUCCCGAUGGAAUUGAUCGGAGCUCCGAUGCCUUCGCUCGCAAUUCCGAAGCCAUGGACGGCUUCAUUUCCGAGCUUCGUUCCCACAUUAACAAGGUUCUAGCUGGGGGCGGGCCCGAAGCCUUGAAGAGAAAUAAGAGUCGCAAUAAACUACUUCCGAGAGAACGGAUUGAUCGCCUUCUUGAUCCUGGCUCUUCCUUCCUCGAGCUUUCUCAGCUCGCUGGCCAUGAACUGUAUGAUGAACCCUUGCCGUCUGCUGGGAUAAUCACUGGGAUAGGCCCUGUUUAUGGACGACUAUGUAUGUUUGUGGCCAAUGAUCCUACAGUGAAAGGAGGGACUUACUAUCCCAUCACCGUCAAGAAACAUCUUAGGGCUCAGGAGAUUGCUGCAAGAUGCAGCCUACCCUGCAUAUAUCUGGUUGAUAGUGGAGGGGCGUUCCUUCCGAAGCAAGCCGAGGUGUUUCCUGAUAGGGAUAAUUUUGGCAGAAUAUUUUAUAACCAAGCUGUAAUGUCUGCCGAAGGCCUUCCUCAAAUAGCUCUUGUAUUGGGUUCUUGCACUGCUGGGGGUGCUUACAUUCCCGCUAUGGCAGAUGAGAGUGUGAUGGUCAAAGGAAAUGGCACUAUAUUUCUUGCAGGUCCACCACUAGUAAAGGCUGCUACAGGCGAGGAAGUAUCUGCAGAGGACUUAGGGGGUGCCAGUGUACAUUGCAAGACUUCUGGAGUUUCAGACUAUUUUGCUCAAGAUGAAAUGCAUGCACUGGCUCUUGGGAGAAACAUCAUUAAGAACUUACACAUGGCUGGGAAAGAAGGUUUGAUAAAUGGACGGCAAAACAUAGACCAAGACUUCAAGGAGCCUUUAUAUGAUGUCAGGGAACUUCGGUCCAUUGCCCCAACUGAUCAUAAGCAGUCUUUUGAUAUUCGCUCUGUCAUAGCUCGAAUUGUUGAUGGAAGUGAAUUUGAUGAAUUCAAGAAACUAUAUGGAACGACUCUAAUUACAGGCUUUGCCAGAAUUUUUGGUCAGCCUGUAGGAAUUAUUGGAAAUAAUGGGAUAUUAUUUAAUGAAUCUGCUUUAAAGGGGGCACAUUUCAUUGAGCUAUGCACACAGCGAAAUAUUCCUUUGGUCUUUCUUCAGAAUAUCACUGGAUUUAUGGUUGGCUCAAGAUCUGAAGCAAAUGGUAUUGCAAAGUCCGGGGCAAAAAUGGUCAUGGCAGUUUCUUGUGCAAAGGUCCCAAAAGUUACAAUCAUAGUUGGCGGAAGCUUUGGUGCUGGAAAUUAUGCAAUGUGUGGGCGUGCAUACAGUCCCAAUUUUUUGUUCCUAUGGCCGAAUGCGCGAAUUUCUGUGAUGGGUGGUGCCCAGGCUGCUGGUGUACUGAGUCAAAUAGAAAAGAGCAAUAAGAAGAAGCAAGGAAUUCAGUGGGACAAAGACGAGGAGGAAAGGUUCAAGGCGAAGGUCGUCGAGGCAUACGAAAAGGAAGGAAGUUCUUAUUAUUCCACAGCUCGGCUAUGGGAUGAUGGAAUCAUCGACCCAGCUGAUACCCGAAAGAUUAUUGGUCUGUGUGUGUCGGCUUCCCGGAACCGUGCCCCUGAAGAUACGAAGUUUGGUGUAUUUAGAAUGUAAAAUUGCAUUAUGCACAGAUAUAUCUCUGCUCGUUGGUUUCAAUGUGUAAAAGAGAUGAUUUUAUGUACAUGUUUAGCUUUUCCCAAACACUGUUCUCUUACAUUCAAAAUAAUGAAAUAAUACAGCACUUCUACUCUGGAA
Molecule: messenger RNA, 1878 nt
Organism: Benincasa hispida (wax gourd)
Lineage: Eukaryota; Viridiplantae; Streptophyta; Magnoliopsida; Cucurbitales; Cucurbitaceae
Gene: MCCB
Product: 3-methylcrotonyl-CoA carboxylase
Biological process (GO): L-leucine catabolic process
Cellular component (GO): methylcrotonoyl-CoA carboxylase complex; mitochondrion
Molecular function (GO): methylcrotonoyl-CoA carboxylase activity
Source: RefSeq, a predicted model, not a curated record